Alexandromys fortis (reed vole) is the source of this 894-nucleotide messenger RNA. It is a transcript of the gene Otx2, whose product is annotated as orthodenticle homeobox 2. Bases 1 to 894 code for a protein of 297 amino acids. NCBI's taxonomy places the organism in Eukaryota, Metazoa, Chordata, Mammalia, Rodentia, Cricetidae. Gene Ontology annotation, molecular function: DNA-binding transcription factor activity, RNA polymerase II-specific; RNA polymerase II cis-regulatory region sequence-specific DNA binding. The record is from RefSeq and is a predicted model, not a curated record. Gene Ontology annotation, cellular component: nucleus. The transcript has 3 exons. Gene Ontology annotation, biological process: regulation of transcription by RNA polymerase II; multicellular organism development.
AUGAUGUCUUAUCUAAAGCAACCGCCUUAUGCAGUCAAUGGUCUGAGUCUGACCACUUCGGGUAUGGACUUGCUGCAUCCCUCCGUGGGGUACCCGGGGCCCUGGGCUUCUUGUCCUGCAGCCACCCCCCGGAAACAGCGGCGGGAGAGGACUACAUUCACCAGGGCACAGCUGGACGUGUUGGAAGCUCUAUUUGCCAAGACCCGGUACCCAGACAUCUUCAUGCGAGAAGAGGUGGCGCUGAAAAUCAACUUGCCCGAGUCCAGGGUACAGGUCUGGUUUAAGAACCGAAGAGCUAAGUGCCGCCAACAACAGCAGCAGCAACAGAAUGGAGGUCAAAACAAAGUGAGACCUGCCAAAAAGAAGGCCUCUCCAGCUCGGGAAGUGAGUUCUGAGAGUGGAACCAGUGGCCAGUUCACUCCCCCCUCUAGUACCUCAGUCCCAACCAUUGCCAGCAGCAGUGCUCCUGUGUCUAUCUGGAGCCCGGCUUCCAUCUCCCCACUGUCAGACCCCCUGUCCACCUCCUCCUCCUGCAUGCAAAGGUCCUAUCCUAUGACCUACACUCAGGCUUCAGGUUAUAGUCAAGGAUAUGCUGGCUCAACUUCCUACUUUGGGGGCAUGGACUGUGGAUCUUAUUUGACCCCUAUGCAUCACCAGCUUCCUGGACCGGGGGCCACACUCAGUCCCAUGGGUACCAAUGCAGUUACCAGCCAUCUCAAUCAGUCCCCAGCUUCUCUUUCCACCCAGGGAUAUGGAGCUUCAAGCUUGGGUUUUAACUCAACCACUGAUUGCUUGGAUUAUAAGGACCAAACUGCCUCCUGGAAGCUUAACUUCAAUGCUGACUGCUUGGAUUAUAAAGAUCAGACAUCCUCGUGGAAAUUCCAGGUUUUGUGA